Exophiala aquamarina CBS 119918 is the source of this 1833-nucleotide messenger RNA. RefSeq lists its product as uncharacterized. Bases 1 to 1833 code for a protein of 610 amino acids. The record is from RefSeq and is a predicted model, not a curated record. The transcript has a single exon. NCBI's taxonomy places the organism in Eukaryota, Fungi, Ascomycota, Eurotiomycetes, Chaetothyriales, Herpotrichiellaceae.
AUGUCUUUUCCACUCAAACGCAAAACCUCCGUUGAUCAAGAUUCUGAGCCAGAGAAGAAACGGUCUAAAGUGUCAAACAAGGCUCAGCAAGGUUUCACACAAAGCAGCAGUUCUGCCUCUAUUCACAAUCAUGACAUUGCAGAUUCAAAGCAGCUUUCUACCACUGCGGAGUCACCAUCUUUCUUGCCUACGCCCCCAGAAAUGAAACAAGAAGAUGAUGACGGUGGACUUCAUUCCACUAACCAAGUCACAGCGUCUGAGCGUCUUGAAUCUAUCCGGAGCGUAAUACAGACGCAGAUGAGUCUUGAAAUUCUGCUCAAACAUAAGGAGCUCCGUUUGAUCGACCAAGAAAUUGCCAAGGCUCAAGUUGCUCUAGAGCAACUACGUCGCUGUACCGAAAUUCCUUAUCCUGCAACUCAACAACUCUCAGUUGGCGUGAGCAACGGUGUUGGGUCUUCACUUAGAAGCACAUUCAAAAUUCCACUCCCGGAGUCUCCAGCUCCUUGGGGUGUCGUCGAUGGCCCAUAUUCUAGGCACUACGCCAAAUGGCUUCUCCCAGAUCACCGUUUUGAUGGUGGCGAACCUGAGACUCUUCCUCAUACGUCUGCGGGGAAGUCACCGAUGAAAAGUCGAUCUAUGAGAGGCAGUUUUACUGAAAUUGCUCAACCUACCAACUCAUCUCGAUCACAACGAAGUGGCAAGCUUAAAGCUCUUCCUGCAGGAUACGGUCAACCAAAAGAGAAAGCUACUGGACCUAUGAUCGUGAAGAGAAAAUCCGACGGCGUUAUGGUGAAAUUGGUUUGCCCUGAUUGUGGUCGACAUGAUUUCGGAAGUGCCCAAGGCUUCAUUAACCAUUGCCGGAUCGGACACGGUAGGAGCUUUGCGAGUCACGAUGCUGCAGCAGAUGCGUGUGGUGAACCAGUUGAAUAUGAUGAUUCUGGAGCCAUGGUCGGCGUUGAACCAGUCCUUACACCCACUGGCGGAAACGUCCAUCCGUUGAUUCGAUCUGCAAAACUCCUUCCACCGGGACAAACACAACUUGCAAACCUUCGGGCGUCGAAUUCAUCACUUCCCACACCAAAGAAAACCUCUCCAGACUUCAAAGCAUCCGGCCUCACUCCACAUCUUUCUGAUCUGAUCAAGAAUCGAGGUCUUGGCCUUGAUCUUCAAGACAUUGUCUCUGAUGCUAAGACCAGGAUCCAAUUGCCUGAAUCUGAUUCAGAAGAUGAGGAUACGGAAGUGGAUACUCCCAUACAACCUACUGGGCAAGGUCGACACCCUCAGGUAGCCGGCUCCAAGCAACUCCAGAAGCCUGCCAAAUCGCCCAUGGCUUCGCCUCUAUUGAGCACAAGUAUGAACAGAUCGGCACCGCGUCCUCGAGCAGGUGAUUUCCAACAUUAUGAUGGCGUCAACGAGGCAUUCACACCGCAUCGACCGCGAAGCAUGGCUCUUCCAAUCACUCAUGGAACACCAACACAAUUGACUCCAUCUGACCCAUCACCAACUAGCGAAUCAAACCAAGCCCCUAGUCUAGUAGAUGAUGAUGAGGAAUACGAAGCACAUUCUCCAGCUAGCAGCGCCGCCUCUGAUGAUAUUGGAGAGGUUGAAUUUGAGGUACAAGGUGAUGAUGAUGAUGCCCGCAGUGUUCUACCUGCACCCGAAUUUCAGGCCAGUUGCGCACCAACUCGGCCGACACACGUCAGAAGACCGUCAGCAAUCCGCCGACAAGGCGAAGAACGUGAAGAGAAGCAUGUUAGCUUCCUCAGUCCCAGUCCUGCAAGGGAAUUGGGGGUGCCUCGGCAACUCGGGGAACGGAAAAAACGAAGGACCUAG